This is a messenger RNA of Musa acuminata subsp. malaccensis (wild Malaysian banana), 1783 nucleotides long. Its product is annotated as probable E3 ubiquitin-protein ligase ARI2. Gene Ontology annotation, molecular function: ubiquitin protein ligase activity; ubiquitin conjugating enzyme binding; zinc ion binding. Gene Ontology annotation, biological process: positive regulation of proteasomal ubiquitin-dependent protein catabolic process; ubiquitin-dependent protein catabolic process; protein polyubiquitination. The record is from RefSeq and is a predicted model, not a curated record. Gene Ontology annotation, cellular component: cytoplasm; ubiquitin ligase complex. Lineage: Eukaryota; Viridiplantae; Streptophyta; Magnoliopsida; Zingiberales; Musaceae.
UCCGACUUCCCCCCGUUUCCUCCGCAACGAUCCCCGCAUCGGCUUUCCCGCGAUCUCAUGGACGACGACGACUACUACUUCGAUGAGAGCGAUGGCGACUACGGCGGGAGCUCUUACUCCCUCGAGGAGUAUCACGGUGAUGAUCUCAAUGAUAUCCUGGUGGAAGAGCCCAUCGAAAAGAUCUGGACCACUGCCUCGGUCAUCUCAGCGGAGUCUCUUCUGGCCGCACAGAAGGAAGUUCUGCAGAACGUGAUGAGCUUGUUGCUCAUAAACGAGCAGCAGGCCAGGUCGUUGCUCAUCUAUUACCGGUGGAAUGUGCAGAAGGUGUACGACUCUUUUGAACGGAAGGGCAAAGAACCGUUGUUCCAGGAAGCAGGGGUGGUCAUUUCGGACGACAGAGACCUUGACAUCUUGGGGUCGUCGACCGCCGUAAUCACCUGUAACGUCUGUUUCGAAGAUGUCGCCGUCCUCGAUGCCACAAAGAUGGACUGCGGACACUUGUUUUGUAACGACUGUUGGACACAGAAUUUUAUCAUCAGGAUAAAAGAUGGGGAAAGGACCAUUAGGUGCAUGGACACAAAAUGCAAUGCUAUUUGUGAUGAUGUCAUUAUUCGUAAUCUAGUAAGCCGAAAGGACCCAUGUCUUGCCGAACGCUUCGAGAGAUUUCUUCUUGAAUCUUAUGUGGAAGAUAAUGACAACAUCAAAUGGUGCCCCAGUAAUCCACACUGUGGAAAUGCAAUACGAGUCGAUGGAAGUAAUGUUUUUGAGGUUGAGUGCAUAUGUGGGUUCCAGUUUUGUUUUAAUUGCUCGCUUGAAGCACACUCACCAUGUUCGUGCCAGAUGUGGAAACUUUGGGUCCAGAAAUGCGGUGACGAAUCAGGGAAUACAGACUGGAUCAUGGUUAACACGAAGCCCUGCCCCAAGUGCAACAAGCUCGUUGAAAAGAAUGGUGGCUGUAACUUGGUCAGAUGUAGAUGUGACCAACAUUUCUGUUGGUUAUGUGGUGGUGCUUGUGGGGCAGAACAUACGUGGAGCACAAUAACUGGCCAUACUUGUAACAGUUUUACACGAGAAAAAGAAAUGAGUUAUUUGGCUGUGAAGCAAAGACUACAACGUUACAUGCAUUAUUACAAUCGAUAUAUGACUCAUGCGGAUUCACUAAAGAAGGAAAAUACUCUUAACGAAAAUAUCCAAAGAAAAAUAUCUGAAUCAGAAAACAAGAACUCUAUGAUCAAAGAUUACAGCUGGGUGCUGGAGGGAUCACGACAACUCCUCAGGUCAAGACGUGUCCUUAAAUACACAUAUCCAUUGGCAUUCUACGUAUUUGGGGACGAACUUUUUAAGGAUAAGAUGACACCGGAGGAGAAGGAAAUAAAGCAGCAUCUAUUUGAAGACCUGCAACAGCAGCUGGAAACCAAUGUGGAGAGGCUCUCUAUGUACAUAGAGAAGGAUUUUUAUGAUUUCAACGAUGAGCAGGUUAUCCAAUUAAAGUAUCAAGUUGUCAAUUUGAAUAGGGUCGUGAAUAAAUUUUGUGGUCAGAUGUACAAAUAUAUCGAAGAUGACUUGCUUGAACCCAUGAAACAUGCUGUUCACCGCAUUGCUCCUUACAGUUCUGGUGGUCCCAAUAUGUUGUUGCAACCCUCUUCUUCUUCUUCUGGGAAUUCUGGACAUAGCUAGGGAGUCAUGAAAGCCAACUAACAUGACAGAUCGAGACGUAGGAUUUAACUACUAAUGGUGCUGGUGAAGGUUUUUUCAUUAGAGCUACUUGUAGAUGUAUAGCUUC